Emiliania huxleyi CCMP1516 is the source of this 1137-nucleotide messenger RNA. RefSeq lists its product as hypothetical. Bases 1 to 1137 code for a protein of 378 amino acids. Gene Ontology annotation, molecular function: 2-oxoglutarate-dependent dioxygenase activity. The record is from RefSeq and is a predicted model, not a curated record. Lineage: Eukaryota; Haptophyta; Isochrysidales; Noelaerhabdaceae. The transcript has 2 exons.
AUGAAGCGAACGUCGCGCCUGCUCGUCGCAGCCGUGGCCGUGCUGGGCGUGCUGCUCGCCACCGCCGGCUUCACGUCCGAGCCUGGGGCCGAGGCUGCGACCGCCGCUUUUAUCCUCGACAUUCUGCCACAGCUCAUGGGCGGGCCGCCGAAAAACUCGUUCCCACGGCUGAGUCGAUGUCCGCAUUGCAUGCGAGCGGAGGCCAGCGUCGGUUCGUCGGCGCAGCUCCGCCCCCUGCCCGCGGACAUUGACGCGCAUGAUCCGGACUGGCAGCAGCGGCUGCAGGCCGUGAUGCACUCGGAGCCGGCGGUCGUUCGCGGUCUCCAGUAUGUCGAGUCCCGGCGCUUCGGCAACAUGAGCGGGCUCAACGUGCCGCGACUGCGGGAGCUGUACCGCGGCCGGUCGGUCACAACCUUCACGCACAUGACCCACGACACCUCCGCCGUCGACAUGUCGUUCGACGACUUUGCCGACCGGAUGAAGGAUGAGGAGGAGAUGCUCUAUGCGCGGGCGAUGCCAGACGUCACCGGAGCCUUCAACAACUUUGACCUAGACUGGGUAGCUGGCACGCUAUGGGGCCGGCUCUGGUCGUGGAGGUUCACCCAGUUCACUGGCGGCAAGCCCCUCCAAGGCAGGAUCGGGCUCGGCUUUGUCGGCAGCAAGCACGUGUGGACGCAGGCUCACUGCGAUGUUGGCUCGAGCUCCUUCCUGAUGCUGCACGGGCGGAAGCGGUGGGUCUUCUUCAGCCCGACGCAGACCCGAUGGAUGUACCCCUACGGCCAGUACCGCAACGUCGCGUACAAUGCCGGCCUCGACGUGUUCGCUCCCAACCUUACCGAGGUGCCGCUCUUUGCGAACGUGCGUGGCUACGAGGUGGUGCUGCAGCCAGGCGACGUGCUCUUCUUCCCCUCCUUUUGGUGGCACGGCGUGCAGAACCUCGACGACGAGACGGUCGCCGUCGACCUCCCCUUAAUCGACAUUCUCGGCAGCUGGCGGCGCAACGCAAUCUUCACUCUGACAUCGCUCCUCAAUCCGAAUGUUAUCGGGGACUCGAUUGGCGCCCUAUUGACAGGCGGCAGCCUGCGCGGCGUCUUCUUUGCAGGCUAUCGCAAGGAGGGCCUGAAGGAGGGCGAGUGA